UGUGAAGUCCUAGAACAGGCACUGAUGGAAGGCCCUUUGCAAACCUCCGUUCACGUGUGCCAUGAAAAUGGUCAAUGGAUGUCACGAUUACCAGAGAAGCUCUGGGAUAUUCCCCUCUAUAACUUAGCUCUUCCAGGGAGUCACGACACUAUGACGUACUGCUUGGAUAAAAACUCCGCUGUUAGUGGCAAUGAAUCCAAGCUGGUGAAGUUCUUAAACAAAUGUAUACCCUGCAUUGUGCACCCCAUUAUCAUGAAGUGGUCUACAACACAGGUACUGACUGUGACGGAGCAACUUGAGGCUGGAGUUAGGUAUCUGGAUUUUAGGAUUGCACACAAGGCUAAUGAUCCAUCUUUGACGUUGUACUUCGUGCAUAUGGUUUACACAACUAUUACUGUACAGGAUAUUCUGUGGGAAGUGUUAAGGUGGUUGGAAACGCAUCCUCAGGAAGUUGUUAUCUUAGCCUGCAGGAAUUUUGAUGGAUUAAGCAAGAAACUUCACUGUCAUCUUAUUGCCUGUAUAAAAGAGAUUUUCCAGUGUAAACUGUGUCCCAGAAAUGUGGUGCCGACACUGCGGACCAUGUGGCAGCGUGGCCAUCAGGCUAUAGUCUCGUACGAAGAGGACAUGGAAGUGGAGGAGCACUGCGAGCUGUGGCCUGCGAUCCCAUACUGGUGGGGAAACAAAACUGCCACUCGGGCUCUUAUCCAUUUCUUAGAGCGCAUGAAGCAGAGGGGCCGUCCAGAGAAAUUCUUUGUAGCAGGGAUUAACCUUACUGAAAACUUAAGGUAUAUUCUCUUACACCCAUUUGGAUCAUUGAAGAAAAUGACACUCCGGAGUCUUCCAUGCCUGAAAAUCUGGAUAAAGCAGCAGUAUCCGGGAUCAAAAAAAGAAUGUAUUAACAUCAUUGCUGGAGACUUUAUAGGAAAUGAUGAUUUUGUCAAAGAUGUGAUAGAACUUAACACAAAAAUUAAUCUGCCAUUGCACUGUCAAAGUAAAGGGGUGGAACAAACAGUAUUUCACUCUCAGCUUCUUCAUCUGUGA
Messenger RNA from Balearica regulorum gibbericeps (East African grey crowned-crane), 1041 nucleotides. It is a transcript of the gene PLCXD1, whose product is annotated as phosphatidylinositol specific phospholipase C X domain containing 1. Gene Ontology annotation, biological process: lipid metabolic process. Gene Ontology annotation, molecular function: phosphoric diester hydrolase activity. The record is from RefSeq and is a predicted model, not a curated record. NCBI's taxonomy places the organism in Eukaryota, Metazoa, Chordata, Aves, Gruiformes, Gruidae.